Molecule: messenger RNA, 745 nt
Organism: Colletotrichum navitas
Lineage: Eukaryota; Fungi; Ascomycota; Sordariomycetes; Glomerellales; Glomerellaceae
Exons: 1
Coding region: 61-435 (124 amino acids)
Source: RefSeq, a predicted model, not a curated record
GAACGUGGGCUGAGGUCCCACAUAAUUUUUUUCCCAGCUGUGUUCGCGCCAAAUCGUCCCAUGGGCGGCGGUGGCCCCUGCAGUGUGCUCCUCCGGCCUCCACGUUCAGCAUGGCGUCUGGUCUCCCUCUCUCUCCCUCACACCGCCGCCGCCGUCAACUUGCGUCCGUCGGUGUGCGCAAACACCUCCGGAUUUUGGUCGCUCCUAUCAAUUGUGCGGCCUAUUUGUCUUCAUUGGCAGCAAAAACCUAGGGGGGUUGCGAAUCCGAGGACGCUUCUCGGCUCUGAGACGUGUUCAGGGACUUGCAUGACAUAUCAAGCGCCGUUGCGAACCGCCAACCUGGCUGGCGAGCGACCAAUGCCGUCGUGCAGACGGUCUGUAUCCGCCAUGCGCUUAUUCAUUCCAGGCGCCCGAGGUUACAUGUGCGCACUUUGAAGCAAUGCACCAACCGGAUGGGCAUGCGUCGGGUUUUGUUCUCAGUUCUGGCCAGUGUUUUGUUGGUCCGUUCUCCCACCGGCCGCCUCUGCAACCCUUAAUGUGGCCGCAUGCCUGGGCCCCGGUCUUGCCCACAGUCUUCCCAGCGCGGCAGCGGACGCGGACCCCUCGGACGAGCUAUCACCGACCGCCGACCCCGCGCCCCACAUUUCUCGCGCCCCUCCAUCCCCGCUGCAGGAGCAGUGUUGCCCCUCGCAGAACGUCAUGCAUCCCGUGAAUGAAUGCCGUCUGAAUUUGCGGGUUUCCAGUA